AGGCUGAUGGCAUGCGUCUAUUACUUACGAAGCUGGACAUAUCGAAUUUGGGUCCCAGGUUAUCGUCUUAUUCGUGAAUUACUAAUUCAAAAAUUCCACGAUUCGAAUUUAUCGGGACAUUUCGGGGUCGACAAAACUUUGAAGGCGUUGCAACGGUUUUAUUACUGGCCAGAUAUGGUGACGGACGUGCAGCGUUACGUGGCCGCGUGUCUGAUCUGCCAGCGAAUGAAGUCAUCACACCAGCGACCUACAGGACUGUUGCAGCCCCUCGAGCCACCUCAACGCCCAUGGCAACACGUAACGAUGGAUUUCGUUACGGGACUACCGGCCGGACCUAGUGGAAAUGACGCAGUUUUGGUUGUCGUCGACCGAUUGACGAAAAUGACGCAAUGGCGCAUUUCGCACCAUGUCGUACAACCAUCACAGCCGAAGAAACAGCGCGCCUCAGCAAUCAUUAGCGAUAGAGAUCCGAAGUUCGCGUCAAAAUUCUGGCAGGACACGUGGGCUCGAUACGGCACGCGUCUACAAUUCUCAUCCGCUUAUCAUCCUCAAACGGACGGCCAGACGGAAAGGACCAAUCAAACGAUGGAGCAGCUGAUUCGGACAAACUGCCCCGACCGGAACAAAUGGGAGGACGUGCUGCCCAUGUUGGAAUUUUCCUACAACAACGCGCCCUCGACUACGACUAAUCACUCCCCAUUUUAUCUCAAUUACGGGAUGGACCCUACAGUGCCGAUCUCCACCAACGUUGAGAACUAGCUCUGGUGUUCCUAUAUCUUG
Closterium sp. NIES-67 is the source of this 780-nucleotide messenger RNA. NCBI's taxonomy places the organism in Eukaryota, Viridiplantae, Streptophyta, Zygnematophyceae, Desmidiales, Closteriaceae. The record is from the annotation of a GenBank genome assembly.